This is a messenger RNA of Chinchilla lanigera (long-tailed chinchilla), 3499 nucleotides long. RefSeq names its product kelch-like family member 38 (gene Klhl38). The record is from RefSeq and is a predicted model, not a curated record. Gene Ontology annotation, molecular function: protein binding. Bases 892 to 2724 code for a protein of 610 amino acids. Lineage: Eukaryota; Metazoa; Chordata; Mammalia; Rodentia; Chinchillidae. The transcript is spliced from 4 exons.
CAUUCUCCACUCCCUCCACUUCCUCCUCCUGCUCCUCCUUUUUCCUUCUCUUCUUUCUCCUCUCCUGGAGCAGUAUGCUUUGCCUCCUGCCUCUAGCUCAAGCCUGACAAGAGAAAAUGGACAAAGAGGUUGGAAAAUCACCCUAAACUCUAAGGGAAACUAGCUGGCAAGCAGGCAGCACUGUGCAGGAGAGGCAGCUGUGGCAGACGGAACGCAGUCACCCCAAGUGGAAGCUUCGAGGGAAGGAGGCCCACAGAGGCUGGGCCCUCACAGGGUGGAAACCCCAGGGUUCUUCAUAGCAGGUAAGAACAGCAACAACGACGUUUAUGCUGGAUUCUAUCCUUGGGAGUCCGGAGGAGGACAUCACAGCUCUCUGCAAGAUCCCACCAGGCUGAUGAGGCGAAACAGACAUCCACCAAACUGCACCCAGGCGUGUGCUCUGCUUCCCUGUGACCGUCUACUACCUUCAUCGUGGCCCAGAGAAAUCUUCAGUGAUUCUGCACAGGUCAGAGCAACCUGUUUAUAGUCAUCUAGAGUUCCCAGGCACUCUUAGGACAAAGGACUCAAGUGGGCAGCAAAGCCUUACAUAGAGAAGCCGUUCCUCCGAUCUAUUUAUGCCGCUGUAAACACUUGCCAAAGAAACAAGGCAUGUGGGCAUGCGCCAGCCCGGCAGGCCCUCAGAUGGCUGCAAAAGGCAACUGGAAAGUCACAUGUCAUAACAGUGGAAAGUACAUAUGCGGCUAUUCUUAGCCCUGGAAUGUAUACACUGUCUCCCUGCCCGGCGGCCCUUGCACAGAGCUCUAGAAAACUGUGAAAGUGCCUUCAGCAUAAACAAAUCCAGAACUCUCCCAGGACAAAUCAUUUUCCAGCUGAAGGAAAGGCCUGGUUUUUAUGGUUUCACUCGGAGCUAGAGGUGGAAACUUUCUGGGGAAACAAGACAGACCAGGCAUCAGUGGAUGUCACCACACCAAAGCAAGGAUGGGUGAGGAGUCGCCAGACGGGCUGCUCUUCAAAGAUCACAACUUCUCAUCUGACCUGUUGAGGCAGCUCAAUGGCUUAAGACAAAACAGGAUCCUGACCGAUGUGUGCAUCUGUGCAGGCAGCUGGGAGGUUCCAUGCCACCGCAAUGUGCUGGCCUCCAGUAGCCCCUACUUCCGGGCUAUGUUCUGCAGCAACUUCCGGGAGAGCAGUGAGGCCAAAGUGCAGCUGAAAGGCAUCUCCUGGAUGGCUCUGGAGCAGGUGGUAACCUAUGUGUACACUGGGGAGGCACAUGUCACAGCUGGAAAUGUCCUCCCCCUGAUGGAGGCGGCAUCCAUGCUGCAGUAUCCCAGGCUCUUCGAGGCCUGCUCCUCCUACCUGCAGAGCCAACUGGCCCCCAGCAACUGCCUGGGCAUGAUCAGACUCUCAGAAAUCCUAAGCUGUGAGGCCCUCAAGAAGAAAGCCCAGGAGGUGGCCCUGACGUGCUUCCCAGAGGUGGCUGCAUCAGCUGACCUGAAGGAGCUGUGUGCUUUGGAGUUGAGAGACUACCUGGGAGAUGACAGGCUCUGUGGGGAGGAGGAGAAGGUGUUCGAGGCCCUCAUGGCUUGGGUCAGGCACGACCUCCAGGCCCGGAAGCGCUACCUGCAGGAACUGCUGCAGCAGGUCCGGCUUCAGUACGUCCACCCGGCCUUCUUCCACCACUUCAUGGCCAGUGAUGCCCUUCUUCAGUCCUCACCUGCAUGCCAGGCCUUCCUGGAGGCAGCCAGGAGGCAGGUAUUCUCUCUGUGUGGCACCAGCGCCCCCGACUGCAGACCCCUGUGGCACAUCCCUCCAAGGAGCUCUUACCAAGACUUCCUCAUCCUUGUAGGUGGCAGGAAGGACAAUCAGCAGACCACCAGGGACGUCCUGCUCUACAGUGCCCAGACCGGAGAAUGGCAGAGCCUGGCCCAGCUUCCCACCCGGCUGUACAAGGCCUCAGCAGUGACCUUGCACCGGAGCAUCUAUGUGCUGGGCGGCAUGGCUGUCAGUGCAGGCAGAAGUCUGGUCAGUCACAAUGUCUACAUCUUCUCCUUGAAGCUCAACCAGUGGAGGCUGGGAGAGCCCAUGCUGACAGCCCGAUACUCCCACAGAAGCACAGCCUACAAGAAUUUUAUCUUCUCCAUUGGGGGCCUAGGGGGCGGACAGGAGCUCCUGGGCUCCAUGGAAAGAUAUGACAGCGUCUGCAACAUCUGGGAGAGUAUGGCCAGCAUGCCUGUAGCGGUUCUCCACCCAGCUGUGGCUGUGAAGGACCAGAGGCUCUACCUUUUUGGGGGAGAGGACAUCAUGCAGAACCCUGUGCGCCUUAUCCAGGUUUACCACAUUGCCAGGAACACGUGGUUCAAGAUGGAGACGAGGGUGGUGAAGAACGUGUGUGGCCCUGCGGUCCUGCUCGGGGAGCGGAUUGUCAUCGUGGGAGGUUACACACGGAGGAUCCUUGCUUAUGACCCUCAGUCCAACAAAUUUGUCAAAUGCGCAGACAUGAAAGACCGGAGGAUGCACCAUGGGGCCACCGUGAUGGGUGACAAGUUGUAUGUGACAGGCGGUCGGCGGCUGACCACAGACUGCAGCAUCGAGGACUCGGCCUCCUUUGACUGCUACGACCCCGAGACGGACACCUGGACUUCGCAGGGCCAGCUGCCUCACACACUCUUUGACCAUGCCUGCCUGACUCUCCAGUGCAUACCCUACAUGUCCACCCACUCGUGAGCUCCACAGACUUGUCUUAGUCAAAGUGCUUUCGGUUGCAAGGGACAGAAACUUGGCUCCAAAGAGCUGACCCAUACAAGGAUGCAGGGACCACUUGCAGGUCUGAAGGUGCCAGAACCUGGGUGCCUGGAGCCAAGUGCUGUGUGGUCAGGGCUCUCCCACUACCCCUUCCCUCCCUCUCUACCUCAUCUGUCAGGCUUCUUUCUGCCUCUGACCUUCUUUCUCCACAGAAAGUAAGGACAAUGGCACUGAUAAACCCCAGCGCACAAUCUCUAGCUCUGCGUCUUCUGAUAGAGAACUUUGUUCUCCCAUUACCCACAAAUUAAACCUAAGGACCCUUUCUGUCUCCCAUGCCUGCCUCCUGAGCAUUGUUGCCUGGGAUUGGGCUACCAUUCCUGGUGCAUCCUGGACCACGUCCCGUGGGCAGAGGCAGGGUUAGCUCUAUUAAUUACCAGCCCAUGUAAACUAAAUCUCGUGGGAAUGAAACAGUUCCCCAAAGGAAGAAAUUCUAGGCUGAUUAAAAAAAAAAUACCUCUGCCCAGAACACCAUUGAAAUCUGGAACAAGAGAGUUGAGAGACACAAGAGCACCUCCAGAUGCAGUUAGUCCGGGUGGCAGUGUGAGAAUUUUGCCAUGAUUAUGUUUCUCUGCUUUCUAUGGAUGUAAACAUUGAAAUUCCAAAGAAGUACAUGCAAUUUGGUAUCCAGUGUUUGCAAAAUUAUCUUGCACUGCAAGAUACAAAAACAGAAUAGAGUUUGUUUCUGGUGCCAAAUGUU